Bipolaris maydis ATCC 48331 is the source of this 432-nucleotide messenger RNA. Its product is annotated as mitochondrial ATP synthase epsilon chain-domain-containing protein. Gene Ontology annotation, cellular component: mitochondrial inner membrane. Lineage: Eukaryota; Fungi; Ascomycota; Dothideomycetes; Pleosporales; Pleosporaceae. The record is from RefSeq and is a predicted model, not a curated record. Gene Ontology annotation, biological process: proton motive force-driven mitochondrial ATP synthesis. Gene Ontology annotation, molecular function: proton-transporting ATP synthase activity, rotational mechanism.
UAUAGCCACGAAACCACAUCCAACCAUCACAAUGGCAUUCGCGUGGAAAGCUGCCGGUCUCACCUACAACCGCUACAUUGCCGUCGCAUCGCGCGUCGUACGUCGCUCGCUCAAGGAUGACAAGCGCAUUGCUGCCGAGCGAAGGGGCGAGAGCGAACUCAAGUUUGCCAAGUGGGAAAAUGGCAAGCAGGGCGAGGUAAAGGACCUCAACGCUGCCGCACUCCAGGCACAGGCCGAUGCCGCCAAGUCUUCGUAAAUCUAUUCAGGAGGAGACGACAAGGGCACGAUAGGGUGACAUGGAAUGCGGAGAGGAGCUGGGGGAGGAUGGACGUAUACUCUGUACUAUCAAGCUGUACGGGGAGGAUUUAGGUCAAUUCAUGACAAACUGAGCUAAAUAGCUCUCCCAGUCUCUCACAAUACUUUUUAUGUGCU